Messenger RNA from Humulus lupulus (European hop), 393 nucleotides. Its product is annotated as isopentenyl-diphosphate delta-isomerase IDI1-like. Bases 1 to 393 code for a protein of 130 amino acids. Gene Ontology annotation, biological process: isopentenyl diphosphate biosynthetic process. Gene Ontology annotation, cellular component: cytoplasm. Gene Ontology annotation, molecular function: isopentenyl-diphosphate delta-isomerase activity. The transcript is spliced from 4 exons. NCBI's taxonomy places the organism in Eukaryota, Viridiplantae, Streptophyta, Magnoliopsida, Rosales, Cannabaceae. The record is from RefSeq and is a predicted model, not a curated record.
AUGUCUUCUAAAUCUGAUUAUUAUCUUUUUAAAUCACCAGGAGCAAGGAAUGCUGCACAGAGGAAGUUGUUAGAUGAACUGGGUAUUCCUGCUGAAGAUGUGCCAGUUGAUCAAUUUACCCCACUAGGCAGGAUGCUGUACAAAGCUCCUUCUGAUGGAAAAUGGGGCGAGCACGAACAGAAUCAGCUUUCUGUUAUGUUGUUUUACUCAAUUGAAGAUAGUUUUGGAAUUGGAAGCACUGUAAUUCUCAACACUGGCAAAAAAGUUGACAACAAGAAGAAAAAGAAACUUAAGAAGGUGGAAGAUAAGAUGCUUGGAUGGGGUUCGAGUUUUGAUUUGCUCAGACCACAAGAAAUUGGGACCUUUUCUAUUCUGCUCAUGGUGGUGGACUAG